UGGACACCGGAAGUACCGCAUUGGUUGCCAUAGAGACGCAUCCCUGUAGUUCUGUAAAGUUCUGUUUGGGCUGUCAGUGAGGAGAGGAAGGAGCCAAGUGGGACAAACUGCAGGGACAGACGCACAGCCCAGCGGGGUCCCUCUAAAGGACUGGAAGUAGCUGCCACUGAUGUUGGGGGGAGCCAGGGAUAUGGCGGGGAGCAGCAGACCAGAGCUGUACCGAUGGAAAAGGAUGGAGAAGAAGCCCAUCAGCAAGCUAAAAUUUGACUCUGACAAUGUGGAGCAUUGGAUUAAGAAAGUGGAGCAGGCCUCAGAGUUUGCGGUUGCUGAAGUUUUCUCCCAUAAGAAACCCUCAUCUCGUGGGCCGAGGCCUCCUGCUCUGGGCCUUGAAUCAGCAGAGCAGCUUUAUGAUCAUGAUGAUGCUUAUGCUGAAGCUCAGGACCUGCUAAGUGAGUGGCUGAACAAUAAACUGAAGCUGGAAUUGGCCAGUGAUGAGGAAGAGGAGCCUUGUAUGGACCAUGCGGAGCUUACUGAGCAGAAGCAGCCGGCACCAGAGUUUGUAAAAUACAACAGAUUUGAUGAUCUGUAUCAGUACUUGGAGCAGGAAACAGACAGCACCACAACUCAAGAUUUCCUACAGCAGCUUCUCCAUAAGGAAGUGGUGGAUUCUGGGAUACUGGAAGGUCUCAAGAGUGGGUGGAGCAAACCCAAAAAGCAGAGGGACCCACGACUUACAAUGGAACUGAGGCACCAGCAAGUGAAGGAGAACCGGGCCAGACGCCAGCAGGAGCUGGAGAAGCAGAGACAAGAGAGGGCACUAAAGAAGGAGACUCUCUCCCAGGCUCAGCUGCUGGUGCAGGAGGAGAACAAGAACAAAGCUCUGAAGGCCAAGAUGGAAGAGGAAGAAAUCCAGAGGGAAGUAGUGAAGUUGCGCAAGGAAAUGAAUGAGCGCAGGAAGGCAAUGGAGGAGGCAAGGAAACUUGAAUGGAACAGGCUGCAGGCACAGAAAGCCUUGAAGGUGCGACAUGCAGUCCUGCCAGCACAGCAUGACUCCGAACGAGAGCAAGAGGAGAGGCGGAAGCUGGAGAAACAGGCCAGGAUUGGAGAGAUGCUGGGGCAGAUUUAUGCCGUGAAUCGCAAGUGCCUCCAGGCACAUUUCUCUUCCUGGUACAAACUGGUCCUGGAACGGAGAGUCAAGAUGGGGAAGGCUAGAGCUCUUGCAGACUGGAAGCGACAGUUACGGGUGUUUCGGGCCUGGAGGGACUAUGUCUGGUCCAGCAAGUUGAAACGAGAGACCCAGAAAUUGGAAAUGGACCUGAGAGAUGAGAACAGAAAACAGCAGGCGGCACAAGAAAGUUACCGCAGGCGCAUCUUGCGGCACUGCCUGGUGGAGUGGCAGCUCUGGAGUCGAGCAGAGAAAGAGAAGAGGGAGCUGGAGGCUCGGAAAGAAGAGACCAAGAGGAAAAUGGCAGCUCUACUAGAUGCAGCGUCUUCCCUUGGGGCCCCCAAAGAGCCGCUUGUAACUCACACGGGGAGCCCUGCAAACAGGGAGCAGAAGGUGAGCAGCAGUAACACUGCAGUGAGUGCCCCUCAGACACCCAUUACCUUAACCAAACACUGCCCAGCAGAGCCACCAAAGGCUCCCAAGCAUGCCUGGCAAGUAACACUGGAACAUGCAGCACUAACCCCUGAGGAGCUGCUCCAGCACCGGGCACAGGCAUCCAGCUUGUCUCACAAACACCAGUCCGAUGGGCCCACAAAAGUCGCUUCCUACGGGGAGAACUUUGAGCACCGGCACCAUUUCCAGCAGCAGCUGAUACAGGAACAAAGACGGCAACUUGAGGAUCAGAAGCAAACGAUUUUGGGGUUGAUGGAGAAUCAAAGACUUAUAAUAGCCAAGCAGGACAACAUGCAAGCCACAGCCCUCACUGCUGCAUUGUCCAACCCUAUUCCCAAUCCCAAGGAAACGCGCAGGAGAACAAGCAACUUUGGAACAGAGAAACCUUCAGCUGUGCAGCCUUUGGCCUCACCCAGCCCUGAUACCCGGAUUUGGAGUCCUCCCCAGAGUACAGUGUCCAGCGGCAGAAGACCCACAGGCUUCCACACCAGCCCACACCCUGCCAUCAAAGCCAUGGAAGAGAGAGCCGCUCAGAGAGCAGAGAGAAGAAAAGAGAUGGAAGAACUAAAACGUAAAAAAGAACAAGAGAAAUUGGCUCAGAUGAAGGCAGAGGAAGAGGAGCGACUGCAGAAGGAGGCGGCAGAGAAGGAAGCUCUCCUGGAGAGAAAGAGGGAAGAGAAGAGACUGCAGAAGCAGAAAGAGAAGGAAAGGCAGCUGAAGCUGCAGAAGGAGCAGGAGCAACUGGGACAAGCCAAGGCCCAUUAUGAGAAGAUACUGCUGAGAUCCUGGGGCCUGGAGCCCUGGAAGAGGCUGGUGACCCAGUCUAGACAGAACCUACAGAGGGCAGAGAGGCACCACAGCUCCAUCAUUCAGAGGCGAUGCUUACUGGCCUGGCAACAAGAAGUGUCUGACAUUGUGAGCGACAAGACGUCCAGGGCUGAGCGGCUGUGGGACAGGAUACAGUUACGUAGGAGCUUCCAGCACUGGCGCAAGUACAAGGAUUACCUGUCUGUCAUGGAGGAGAGAGCAGCCCAGAGGUAUAAGGCCUUUCUCCAGCGGAAGACAUUUCUUGCCUGGUUGGACUUGGCCCAGGAGGAGAAAAUGGCAUUGUGGGAAAAACAGAAGACAGCGGCAGAGCACAAUCAGAGGCGUAUACAGCUCACAGCAUUUAGGAUUUGGAGAAGCUUCCCGCAGUAUCUCAGAGAAGAGAAGCUAAAGGAAGAACGGAGAGAGCAGCUGAGGAAGAAGGUGUCCGAGAUCCUCCCAGAUUUCAGGAUGAGCCCAGUGAGCUGAGAGCCUUUAUUUGAUUUGGGCAGAGACAUUACAACAGACUUGUCUCUUCAUUACACACCAUAGUGAGAAGUACCGAUGGGAACCAGCAAUCAGCACUUAUAAUGUGGCUUGGGAGAGAUGAAGAUGGGAGCGUGAUGAACUGUGAGCUGUACAGCCUGCAAAAUUCCAUCUUCAAUGUGUCAUAGGUAUAAGGAACGGACAGGCCGACCAUUGAAUCCAGGGGGCAAGUAGAUGUUUUACAGGGGAUCUGUAUUUAUAAUAAAUUAAACAUUUUAUACAA
Molecule: messenger RNA, 3191 nt
Organism: Xenopus laevis (African clawed frog)
Lineage: Eukaryota; Metazoa; Chordata; Amphibia; Anura; Pipidae
Gene: ccdc191.L
Product: coiled-coil domain containing 191 L homeolog
Exons: 18
Coding region: 170-2911 (913 amino acids)
Source: RefSeq, a predicted model, not a curated record